CUCUUGUUCGAGACCGAGCAAAAAAGAUGACUAAGAACAGUAACGACAACGAGCAUGAGUUCAUCAGCUUUGAACCGAAUCAGAACACGAAGAUACGCUUUGAAGAUGCUGAUGAAGACGAAGUUGCUGAAGGGUCUGGUGUUGCCGGCGAGGAAGUUGCCCAAGAUGAAUCCAUGUUCGACGCCGGAGAGAGCGCCGACACCGCUGAUGUCACUGAUGAUACCACCAGCGCCGACUACUACUUCGAUUCUUACUCUCACUUCGGAAUCCAUGAAGAGAUGUUAAAGGAUGUAGUGAGAACAAAGACUUAUCAGAAUGUUAUUUACCAGAACAAGUUUCUUAUCAAGGACAAAAUUGUUCUUGAUGUUGGAGCUGGAACUGGAAUCUUGUCUCUGUUCUGUGCUAAGGCAGGAGCAGCUCAUGUCUACGCUGUUGAAUGUUCGCAAAUGGCUGACAUGGCAAAGGAGAUUGUUAAAGCCAAUGGAUUUUCUGAUGUUAUUACGGUUUUGAAAGGGAAGAUUGAGGAGAUAGAGCUUCCCACUCCUAAAGUGGAUGUGAUUAUAUCUGAAUGGAUGGGUUACUUUUUGUUGUUUGAAAAUAUGUUGGAUAGUGUCUUAUACGCUCGUGAUAAAUGGCUUGUUGAUGGUGGAGUUGUGCUACCAGACAAAGCCUCCCUGCAUCUUACAGCCAUAGAGGAUUCAGAGUACAAAGAAGACAAAAUAGAAUUUUGGAACAGUGUGUAUGGUUUUGACAUGUCAUGUAUCAAGAAAAAAGCUAUGAUGGAACCACUUGUUGACACAGUCGACCAAAACCAAAUCGUCACCGAUAGUAGGCUUCUAAAGACCAUGGAUAUCUCAAAGAUGUCUUCUGGUGAUGCUUCCUUCACAGCUCCCUUUAAGCUUGUUGCUCAACGCAAUGACUACAUCCACGCCCUUGUAGCCUACUUUGAUGUAUCGUUUACCAUGUGCCACAAGCUGCUGGGUUUCUCAACAGGACCGAAAUCCCGAGCUACACACUGGAAACAAACAGUGCUGUACCUAGAAGAUGUGUUAACCAUAUGCGAGGGUGAGACAAUCACUGGAACCAUGUCCGUUUCUCCUAACAAGAAGAAUCCUCGAGACAUUGACAUAAAGCUAAGCUAUUCUUUGAAUGGCCAGCAUUGCAAGAUCUCAAGGACCCAACACUACAAAAUGCGUUAAAGUUCUCUCAUAAGAAGCAGAACUUCAGAUGCUGUAACGGAGAAGAUUCAAUUGUCAAACUGUGAUUUAGAUUUUGUAUUUCUUUCUUUUUUCCAGAUUUACAACCUUCCAUUUGCUUCACAUUGCAACAUUUGUUUUUGUUUUUCUUCUCAAGCUUAAUUAAUGAUUUUGCUCUAA
This is a messenger RNA of Arabidopsis arenosa, 1376 nucleotides long. NCBI's taxonomy places the organism in Eukaryota, Viridiplantae, Streptophyta, Magnoliopsida, Brassicales, Brassicaceae. The record is from the annotation of a GenBank genome assembly.